GUCUGGGCGCGCCCGGUGCCCGUGGCCCGUUCCUUUCGGGAGCCGCGGCAUCCCGGAGGAUGGAGGCGCCGGGAGCCCGCCGGGCUUCCAGGGUCACCGGCUCCUUAGCCCCGGUGUUUUUCCGGCAGGAGAUGCCUAGAGGGCUUUUUCAGGUCAGUCGCCGAAAGCCGUGCAGGCGGCCCGUGCUUGUGCGAAAGAUGGAAAAACACCCGGUUUUCUGCAAUGUGAUCUCGUCUUCGCUGUGAGUCAGAGGCUGAGACGCUGUUGGGAUAAAUCAGGAGCAGAAUGGUUCAGAUGAACUCAUGUCUGUUGCAGAGCGGUUCAAAUUCUUAUCUCUUGGAAACGCGUGACAACCUGUUUCGUUCUGCCACGAGCAGUUCACGGAAAAGCGCUCUGCAAACGGGAAGUGCUUGAGGUUUUUCCAUAUCCUGCCCAGUACUGGAUCACUUAUUUCUGAUGUGUUAGGACAGAAAUCGUUCUCAGCAGAUCUGCUGAGCAUUUUACAUGAUGCAAGCUCGUGGCCUCUUGCUGCACAUCAGCUCUGGCAGAUCCAAGUAUUUUAGAACAUGUUCAACAGGAGAACACUUCACUAUAGAGUUUGAGAACCUGGUGGAAAGUGAUGAGGGGGAAAGCCCAGGAAGCAGUCACAGGCCUCUGACUGAGGAAGAAAUUGCAGACCUGAAAGAGAGACACUACGACUCCAUUGCUGAAAAGCAGAGAGUUGUUGAUCUGAAGCUUCAGACAGAGUUAGCCUUACAAGAGGAGAAGUUAAGACUAGAAGAGGAGGCUUUAUAUGCUGCACAACGUCAAGCAGCCAGGGCAGCAAAGCAGAAAAAGCUCUUGGAGCAGCGUAGGCAGCACAGGAUAACGCAGAGAGCACAUCCUGUUAACAAUGGAGAGUUCCAGAGCUCUGUGGCAGAGGAAGACCUCGACCCUUUCCUAAGGAAUACAAAAUUCCAGUAUGAAGCUUUCCGAAGUAGUAGGCUUUCAUCUGAUGCCACAGUGCUGACACCCAACACAGAGAGCAGUUGUGACUUGAUGACCAAAACCAAAUCAGUGAGUGGGAACGAUGACAGCACCUCCUUGGAUUUAGAGUGGGAGGAUGAAGAAGGCAUGAACAGGAUGAUCCCGGUGCGGGAACGCUCCAAGACGGAGGAGGACAUCCUGCGGGCAGCGCUGAAAUUCAACAGCAGGAAGCCAGGGAGCCACCCGGCCUCAGCCUCCGACGAUUCCAACGGGCUGGAGUGGGAGAACGACUUCGUCAGCGCCGCCGUGGACGACAACGGCAACUCCGAGUACGCCGGCUUCGUCAACCCCGUGCUGGAACUGUCGGCCUCGGACGUCAGGCUGUCAGAUUCUGAGCACCAGGACAGAUAGUGACCAUCCCAGCACGGCCCCUGCCCGUGACCAAAUGCUGGAAAGGGAAGUGGAAUCAGCCACAAAGCCACUUGGCUCUUUUGGAACCCGCUUCCCUUUUUCUUACGCGCGGAUCGGCGAGCGACUGGAACGACUCGCUGUCCGGAUGGAUUCAGAACUAAGUGCAAUUUUAUCAUCUACCUUCUCCACUUUUGUGAAAACUGGGAUGAUUCUAUUGUGUAUAUUUCUGGGUAUCUGGAUUUAAGAUAAAAGUAUCUGCAGUAAUUGGAGCUUCAUAGCUUUGACUUAUCUAUAUUUUAAUUCGCCUUUUUUUUCCUGGAUGAUGAUUCUAUUGAUUUUGCUUUAAAAUUCAUCAUUGGCCUAAUAUUUAUCUCAGAAACAGUCCUGUAUAAUUUAUUUAAUACUUGAAGAUAGAGAAAUAAUUUUAAAAUAUUUUUAUUUCUGGUCUGUGCUUUUUGACUUGCUCUUCAGCUGUUUAGAGGGUGCAAAAGUAAGAGCUGCAAAACAAAUCUGACACAUAGCAAAUUUUCAGAUUUUCCCCUGUCUAGCUUAAAGCCUUCCUAGUCUUCUGUUGUCCUUUUUCCAUUUUUUUUUUUUAUUACUGUACGCUAAGCACGGUUAACCUCAAUGAACAUAGUAAAAAUCAUCAGGUUAGGUGAGAUACUGCCUUCUAUAAUAACAUGCCAGACUUAGUAAGCGUGUGCUAGAUAGAAAAGCAAAAAUAAAAUAUAAAUUCUCUACAUGUGUCAGUAAAAUGGGAAUUUUAAUCAGUGGAGAACUGGGAGGACCAAAGUCUUGUUUUCCCAGCCCCCCCUGAACAGACCAGCCUCUGUUACUACGUGGUCCUUAAAAUUCCUCAGUUGUGGAAAAUUUAUAAUUCCACUGGACCAGAACAGUUAUGGAAAAGCAACAUCCAGUGAACAAAGUGGGGGAGGGAUGAUGGCUCUGCUGCUGGGGGUGGGAAGAACAAGAACCUAAAGACUUCUGAAUUUCUAUAUCUGCAUUUUGAAAAGAAAGAAGAAAAAUUCAUGUUUUAACAGUGUGUUGAAGUGCUCUGCCUUUCCUGUGCCUCUCAAGUGGAUGGUUAAUCCUGCUAAUAGGGACUGAAAUCCAAGGAGGUAUUCAUAUUCAGUGACUGCACCACUGCUGUCCUGUGCUGUGUGGUCUCCCCCGGUAUUCCAUGUCAAUCUUACUUUUUAACAAAAGAGAACCUGCAAAGUACUUGCAGAUCUCAAGCUUUCCCCAAAGUUUCAAAGUAAAGCCAUUCUACUCUGCCAUUAUUUUGUGCAGCAGUCUCAUUUUUCCAGGGGAAAAAGGGUGACAGGGUUUAACUUUGUUUUGGAGUAAAAGGGAACAUGUGGUAAGUAAUGAACCUGCUUUGUCAAUCAUCAGACCUGAAUUUGUCGGUGAAAGUUGUGUGAAAAAUGUGGUUUAGCUCAUCUGAAGCUAUUUAGAAUAUUUGGGUCAUUACAGUGUGGAUAAGGAACGAAAAUACUGCACAAUGGGGUUAAAUGUGUACAAAUAACCCAAGAACAGAUAAAUCCUGUUGGUAACAUUUCAUCUCUUCAGUUGUAGCUGUGUCACUGAAAAUAUUUUACUGCCAUUAUUUAUAUUUGCAAUACUUGUAAUGAGCUUUAAAGACCUGUACACAUCAAAUGUAUAUUUUGGGUUUGGCCUAAGCUACUGCUGUGUGACUUCUGGAUAUUUCUUUGUACAAUAUAUUCCUAUGGGAAGGAAGGGAACUUCCUCAACAUGUAAAUAACAUGUUUUUUUUAACCUGCUGAAACUGUCACCUCCCCUGCCCCUCUCACUGCUUCUCCUGGCCAGGGAACAUGAGGUGACCUUGUCCUGACCAUGCCUUGAAGAAGUCAAUCAGCUGGACAAGCACUUAGGAAAAAAGAAGCUGACUCCAGCUUUUUCUGUGAUGGGCAUGUUCUUUAGCCAUGGUUAAUGAGAACAUUUGCAGUGCUCAGUGCACAGAAGUCACUGGGUGACUUCUGAAGUGAUUCUCUAUCUCUGUGGGUAUUUGAGAAAUGGAGGGAUUCUAUAAACAGCUCACGUGAAGCAGUUCAAGGGUACUGUAAAAUGCCGAUCUGGACAAAUUUAAAAGUCAUUAAAAUUUUCAGCAAGUCUUA
Messenger RNA from Taeniopygia guttata (zebra finch), 3512 nucleotides. NCBI's taxonomy places the organism in Eukaryota, Metazoa, Chordata, Aves, Passeriformes, Estrildidae. The record is from RefSeq and is a predicted model, not a curated record.